AUGGCGCAGCAACAGAAAGUCACCAAAUACCAAGAGCGUGUAUACACGGCGCUCCAACAGAUUCCAGAAGGCCGGGUCACGACAUAUGGCGCCAUAGCAAAGGCUUUGAACAGUUCUCCUCGAGCCGUGGGAGGCGCGCUACGCGCCAAUCCUUUUUGUCCAGUAGUGCCUUGUCAUCGCUGCAUUGCUAGUACCGGGUUCGUCGGUGGCUUCAAGGGCGACUGGGAAAAGGCACCGAGCGGACAGAACCAGGAGUCCAAGCUGCAGCUGCUGAAAGAAGAGGGGGUACUGUUUGACCAGAACGGGUUUUUGAUUGAUAACGCUUUGCUCUGGGACGGUUUCAACACGGACAAGUUGAACUAA
Exserohilum turcica Et28A is the source of this 363-nucleotide messenger RNA. RefSeq lists its product as uncharacterized. Gene Ontology annotation, molecular function: catalytic activity. Gene Ontology annotation, biological process: DNA repair. The coding region runs from base 1 to 363 and encodes 120 amino acids. Lineage: Eukaryota; Fungi; Ascomycota; Dothideomycetes; Pleosporales; Pleosporaceae. The record is from RefSeq and is a predicted model, not a curated record. The transcript has 2 exons.